AUGACCUCCCCUCAUCCCAAGGACAUCAGGCUGGGGUCCCCGCGCGAAAGGUCGAAGAGUGUUGUGUCUGCGAAACGGAUAGAGCCAACAGAAACAGGACAAGGACAGCCAGAGACCAGAGAUCGAUCGCAGUCGAUCGCAGAGGUUCGGCAGCCACCAAGCACUGGUUUUGACCCCGCCGACCGUGUGUUCCCUAUUAGGUCGGUUGUUUCGGUCGAUCCCACCGUUCCGCCCCAGUAUUCGGGCUCAGUGCACUCCCGGGACACGACAUCGCCAACCCGAGAAGGGGCGCGACAGUAUCCAUUCAUCGACGAACGAACGUGGAACCAAGUGCACUCGCAGCUUUCUUCUGACCACCUUCAUCACCCCGACCCCGAGCACGCCGAACCUACCAUCCCCACCGACAUUCCACGCCAUGAGACAUAUGCUAUAGAUGACAAAACCGAACUUGCGACACAUUCUUUGGUAUCGGAGGUUGUUCAACACCCCGAAAUUUACGCUAAACCUGCCCUAAGUGACAACGAGUCUGGAAGCGGGUCCACCGCGCCCCCAUCAUCCCAUACCCAGCGCAGGAACGCUGAAGAGGAUGCUUAUGUUACUGCCCGCUUCAAACAUGUUUUGACGGAUAGUGGCCAUGCUGUCAUCACGGGACGAGAGGGAGAAGCAUUUCAAUACUGCGAGGACGAGCCGAUUCGCAUACCCGGGGCGAUUCAGAGUUUUGGCUUAAUGAUUGCCCUUCGUGAAGAGUCCCCAAAUCAACUUAUAGUUCGCAUUGUGAGCGAGAACUCGGCUGACUUCUUGGGUUAUUCGCCCAAGCAACUGUUCGAGUUGAAAAACUUUUGUGAUAUUUUGAGCGAGGACCAGGCGGACACACUACUGGAUCACGUUGACUUUGUUCGUGAUGAUGCACACGACCCAUCAAUCGACGGACCGGAGGUUUUCAAUAUGUCCAUCCGCACAGCUGAUGGAGAGCGCUGCAAAUUCUGGUGCGCCACCCAUGUCUCUCAGACGCAAAAGGAUUUGAUUAUCUGCGAGUUCGAGCGUGAGGAUGACGAAGUGAACCCGUUGAAUGUUGAGGGCCUUGACACUCCGGCAGUCCCCACAGACACCCUAGGCAUUGUUCCAACACCAGAUCAACUCGCUGCGAGCACAAUCAACAUCAGCCAGCCUCUCCGCGUUCUCAGGAAUGCCCGCCGCAGGAAGGGCGCGGCAUCUUCGAUGGAAGCUUUUAGUAUCCUAACUCAGAUACAAGAGCAGUUGGGGCGGACAAAGAAUUUAGAUCAGCUUCUUAAUACAACUGCGGGAUUGGUUAAGGAGCUUACCGGCUUUCACCGAGUCUUGAUCUAUCAAUUCGAUAGCAGCUGGAAUGGCAUGGUUGUUGCCGAGUUAGUUGAUCCGAACACUACUAUUGAUCUCUACAAAGGUCUUCAUUUCCCUGCAUCCGAUAUCCCCGCGCAAGCCCGAGAACUAUACAAAAUCAACAAGGUCCGGCUCCUAUACGAUCGCGACCAAGUCACUUCUCGACUUGUGUGUCGGACCUUGGAGGAUCUCGAAUCGCCGUUGGACAUGACUCACGCCUACCUUCGCGCGAUGUCCCCAAUUCACGUGAAAUAUUUGGCACACAUGAAAGUCCGGUCUUCAAUGUCAAUAAGCGUCAACGCUUUCAACGAUCUAUGGGGGUUGAUAUCCUGCCAUAGCUACGGAAAAGCCGGUAUGCGCGUGUCAUUUCCGAUACGCAAAAUGUGCCGGCUCCUCGGCGACACUGUAUCUCGAAACAUAGAGCGGCUUUCAUAUGCCUCUCGCCUUCAGGCCCGAAAACUCAUCAACACUGUCCCAACCGAGGCCAACCCAUCAGGCUACAUCAUUGCAUCCUCGGAUGAUCUGCUACAACUAUUUGAUGCAGAUUAUGGUGUUUUGUCGAUUCGCAAUGAAACAAAGAUUCUUGGUGACAACAAUAACUCCCAGGAGUUACUUGCAUUGCUAGAGUUCCUUCGCGUACGCCAUUUGGAUUCAGUGCUUGCCUCGCACGAUAUCGUCAAGGAUUUCCCUGAUUUGCACUACGCUCCGGGAUUGAAGGCAAUCUCUGGUCUACUAUAUGUCCCGCUCUCUACUGGAGGUAGUGACUUUAUCGCAUUCUUUCGCCGUGGACAGCUCACAGAGAUCAAGUGGGCUGGUAACCCUUACGAAAUUGAAAAGCGAAAGCAAACCGCGGGAUAUCUAGAACCCCGCGAAAGUUUUACAGCGUGGCGGGAGACAGUUCUAUCGCAAAGUAGAGAGUGGACAGAGACGGACGUGGAGACGGCGGCGGUCUUAUGCUUGGUUUACGGUAAAUUUAUCAAAGUUUGGAGGCAGAAGGAGGCCGCUAUGCAGAACUCGCAACUCACUCGACUACUUCUGGCCAAUUCUGCACACGAAGUUCGGACCCCUUUAAAUGCCAUCGUUAACUAUUUAGAGAUUGCACUUGAGGGUGCUCUGGACGAUGAAACCAGAGAGAGUUUGACCAAAUCUCAUUCGGCUUCCAAGUCACUAAUUUACGUGAUCAACGAUCUCCUUGACUUGACAAAUACCGAAAAAGGCCAGGACCUCAUUAAAGAUGAGACCUUCGACCUUGAAUCAACAUUUAGAGAAGCGGCUGAUAUGCUCUCUGGCGACGCUAAGCGGAAGAAUAUCUCAUACACUGUUUUAGUACAUCCGGGUAUUCCCUCCUCAGUUCUCGGCGACCAGCGUCGUGUGCGGCAAGUUCUUUCGAACGUGAUUUCAAAUGCCAUUCAACACACCAAAUCCGGUGCGGUCACGAUAGAAAUGUGGCGCUCUACCAGCCAAACCAUUAUAGGCCAUGUGGGAGUGGAGAUGAUGGUUGUUGAUACAGGGGUGGGCAUAUCGCACGACAAAUUGGAGAUGCUCUUUCAUGAACUCGAACAAGUGUCGACUGAUGAUACCUACUACCCCGAAGGAGAAGAGAACACGCAGAACACACCGAAAAAACGUGUAUUGGGUCUUGGGCUUGCUCUUGUAGCAAGGAUCGUCCAUAACAUGCAUGGUCAGCUCGGUGUCAAAUCAGAAGAAGGAAAGGGCAGUCGUUUCAAGAUUAUAUUGCACUUCCGAUUGCCAGAGGGAACAACCGUGGACGGAGAUGCAGAUGUAAUUUCUCCUACGAGCGUCGUCGUUCCUGCGACGCCUAUGCUUUCAGACAAGGAGUUUACACUGGUUUCCGGAGCACAUGAGUCUCGUGAUGCCAGACGACGAAGUUCCGAAAGCCUUCGCAGUGGUGCCAGUUCCCGCAGUGGACAAAGUGGGCGCAGUGGGAGAAGUCACGCUGAUCGACUUAUCAGUGCCAUGCAAGAACACCCCCUCAAGAGAAGCACUAGCCAAGAUUUGGAUCAGAGACGGCUGAACCUUUCGUCGAGUCCUGCCAGCGUCAGCAGCAAUAAUGUGCAUCCUCCUCUUGUAUCACCGUCCGCUGUAAAUCGAUCAUUGACCACGCAGGAUCCGCAUUCAAGCCUGUCUUCUGUCACGCAUACCCCGCCGCCCACGUUACAGCCACUUGUCACUCCCCCUCCCCCAGGUCUGGAGAAUAUUACGGACUCGGGAGUGCCGAUGGGUGCUCUGCGAGUGUCACAACGUUUCGCCAGUCUCAGAUCACCACAAAUCGAGCAUACCAAAGAAGAUAACUCAUACUUCCCGAGAGUUUCAUCAAUAGCAGAAACAUCACAAGCUCCCUCUUCUGGGCCAGCAUCCUCUGCCCCACCAACCACCGUACCUUCAACAACAGACUAUGACCCACUCAAUGUUCUUGUUGCCGAGGACGAUCCAAUUAACAGCAAGAUCAUACAAAAGCGGUUGACCAAACUUGGCCACACCGUUGAAUUGACUAGUAAUGGUGAAACCUGCACAAUUGCUUUUGCCUCUGCCACCAAAUCCUUUGAUGUGGUGUUGAUGGAUAUUCAAAUGCCGAUCCUCGAUGGAAUGAGAGCCACCCGGGCGAUUCGCGAGUUUGAAUCCAAGACACCCAAGGAAGCUCUCUCCGACAAAGCUAUGCACAAUGACCGAGUACCUAUCUUUGCUGUCUCCGCAUCAUUAGUUGAAAAGGACCGUGACAGCUACGUCGAUACUGGAUUUGAUGGUUGGGUUAUGAAACCGAUCAAUUUCGCUCGUUUGAACGUUCUAUUGAGCGGUCUCUGCGAUCCGUCUGCCCGACAAGCAGCCACAUACACUGCUAAUGGGGAAUGGGAAAACGGUGGAUGGUUCGACACCAAGUAACGAAUUUUGAUUGUUGACAACCCAAGACAGCCAUCCUUGCCUGCCCGGGUAUUCUGUCUCCAUUCACACCUGUCAUGCCAUGCUCUUGCACCCUACCCUCCAUUCUACACCUCUAUUCUCCCCUUUUUUUGGUUACACUUGACCUGUACUCAUUCAAAAGGGAAGGUCCACACGCAAGACACUACCAUGGCAAUCCCUCUUUGGUCACAUUCCAUCUUGGUUCGAGCCUUUUGUCCCGCAGACAAAUUUCUUGGAUGAUUCUGAUGUAUUUGAUGACUUUCUUCUGUCUACGUGACAUGUGUUUAUGUCUCUGCAUAUACAGGCCCCGGUAUACGAAACUGGCCUGUGGGAUUUGCUCUCGGCGUUCCUUGUGACUUUUUAUCAGGAAAAUAUACGGAUACCCUAUACAUUUCACAUGCAUGUUUGUAUUUAUUUUCAUGUUUUUUUUUUCCAUUUUCUUCUCUUCGCUUUUCUUCCUAUGUACAGUUCAUUUCAACGUCGUGACCACAUGUCAUCGAAGGGCCAGUUGAGUUGUCUCGCCAUGGGGGUAAAAAGCUGUCGCCAAUCCCAAAAGUACAUACCCAGUCUCAGUUCUGUCUGUGUCAAAUCCUCCGGCAACGCCCAAAGAACAUGGAAAGUUGUUUGUUUUCAAUCCCAAAUGAACAGAAGAAAGUGA
This is a messenger RNA of Penicillium samsonianum, 4936 nucleotides long. RefSeq names its product putative sensor histidine kinase/response regulator (gene fphA). The record is from RefSeq and is a predicted model, not a curated record. The transcript is spliced from 3 exons. Gene Ontology annotation, biological process: detection of visible light; phosphorelay signal transduction system; regulation of DNA-templated transcription. The coding region runs from base 1 to 4260 and encodes 1419 amino acids. Gene Ontology annotation, molecular function: protein binding; phosphorelay sensor kinase activity. Lineage: Eukaryota; Fungi; Ascomycota; Eurotiomycetes; Eurotiales; Aspergillaceae.